UUUAGUUGGCUUGGUUUGGUUACUUCAUUCGGUUUAGAGUUUUCGUUUUUGUCUUGUAUUUCGUACCCCCAAAAGAGCCAAAGCCGCUUUCUUUUUUAUCCAGACCCUAAACUGACUAACAAAUUUAUUUUUAACAAUAUAAUCUACCCUUUAAGAAUAAAAGUGAUCUAAAAACAAUUAAAAACCUUUCGUUUGGACCAACAUGGGAUGCACUGAGAGCAGGGAUAGUGAAGGAAACACCCGUCCCAAGUACAGGGUGUGUACCGACACUUUUUGGCUUGGUUUGUUCAUUGUCUUUUGGCUUUUUCUGAUUGUGAUAGCAAUAUUUUCGUUUGUUUAUGGCAAUCCGAUUCGUAUCAUAAAUGGAUUUGAUUCGUUCGGUAAUACAUGUGGCCUCAAACACAACGAACACUUCAAGGAGUUUCCAUUAUCAGGAAUGGACACCUCCAACAAACCCGAUUUGUUCUUUUUCGAUGUCAAGGAAUUACGUAAAUCAUUGAAAAUUUGUGUUAAUCAAUGUCCGAAGCGAAAGAUUAGCACUUCUAAUGAGCUAUACAAUUAUUACAAAGACGAAAAAACUCAAUUGUGUCGUUAUGAUUUCGACAUGACCAUUCUCAAUCAACAGAGUUUUCCAAGCAAUAAGGAUUAUUUUAAUAUUCUGGGACCAUGUCCACCGCUUCCUGUUAUGGAGAGCUCUCCAGUGCUUCAUAGAUGUGUUCCUAAAGGAAGUAUCGAUACUACAAAAGAGAUCUAUAGUCUUUUGAAUACCUGGGAUGUUGCUCAACAGUUCCUUGGUGAUAUAUACUCAACAUGGCACUACAUAGCCAUGUUGUGUGGCUUUGCACUGCUUCUCUCUAUCGUCCUUGUUAUUAUGAUGCAUUGGCUGACUAGAAUCGUAUCGUGGCUGAUUUGUAUUUUGGUGGUAGUGGCCAGUACAGCUUUGUGUGCCGUUCUUUGGUAUGCCUACUACAAUAUUAAACAUAAGACCGAUCUUAAAGUUCAUUAUUCAAUGUUGGAGGAGUUCAUAAGAAACGAACAAGCCGUCUUUGUUCUAGCUAUUCUCGCUACCAUAACCAUGGUUAUCUUGAUUGUCAUUGUUUACUUCUUGAAAAAUAAGCUUGCUGGUCUUGCCGCACUCUUCGAAGAAGCCGGAGUUUGUAUGCUAGAGUUGCCGGGUUUAAUGAUUGCUCCGUUGAUUGCCUUUGUUGUGUUGAUUGCAUUUUUAACGUUUUGGAUUUAUGUAGUGAUGUGUAUCGCAACUGCCAAUUCACCUGAAAGUAGAUUCUUGGAUCCAAAUGCUAAUGUUAUACAUCACAAUACAACGCUGUUGGGUGGAAAAAGCAACUCACAGGAUGACUAUAAAUCACUCAUGAAAAUUGAGUAUUUUGAAGCUAAAUGGAUUCGUAGCAUGUUCUGGGUGUACCUUAUUGGUCUCAUAUGGACAACUGAAUUUAUAUUCGCCUGUCAACAAUUUGCCUUAGCUGCAGCUGUUGCUUAUUGGUACUUCAGAAAGCCUACAAACUCACCAACAUGGUAUGCAAUUGGAAAACUAUUAAAGUACCAUUUGGGUACUGUGGCAAAGGGAUCAUUCGUCAUUACAAUUUUUAAGAUUCCAAGAUUGAUUUUAACUUAUCUCUAUGCAAAAUUGAAGAAGGGUGAAGAUAAGGGGUCAGAAUGUGCGGCUUGCUGUUUGAAGUGUUGUAUCUGUGGUUUUUGGCUUCUUGAAAAGUUCAUUCGCUUCUUGAAUCACAACGCUUAUACUGUCGUUGCAAUUGAGUCUAUUAAUUUCUGUCCAGCUGCAGGAAUUGCUUGGAAUGCAAUGGCAACAAAUGUCAUUCAAGUUGCAACCAUCAACAGUGUUGGAGACUUUGUAUUGUUUUUGGGCAAAUUGGUUGUGGCGGCUUUGACAUCCCUUAUCGCAAUUAUAAUGCUCAAAGAUCGUACUGACCUUAAUUUCUACAUUGCACCAGUUAUUAUUAUUGCAGUGUUUGCGUUCUUUAUCGCGCACAUUAUUUUAUCAUUAUUUGAGAUGGUUGUGGACACUUUAUUCCUGUGUGUUUGUGAGGAUAAAACAAUCAAUGGUCGCGGUGGUCGUUGGGCACAAGGUAAUCUUGCUAAACUAUUGGGUGAAGAACCCAUUGGACCAGAAGAAGCUCCUAUACAAGUUGUUGAAAUGACACCAAUUAAUAAGCAGCCAUUUAGCUCGAUAACUGCAGUUCCAAAUUUAUAGGAUCUCCUAGUUGCUUAAUUUUAUUUUAAUUUUGACUCAUCCCAGUUGGAAGCUCAGCAAUUAGUUUAUAUUGUAAUUCGCAUAAAGACGUGUUUUAUUUAUAGAAAAAUGGGCCAUAGAAAUAUCAUUUUCUUGCGGUGAACAUAAAGACCAGGAGCGGUUCGUACACUCAUUAAAAGAGAUUAAAGAUUUUCAACUAACCGAAAACUAUUGAAUCUUAAAAUUUCAAUUGAAAACGUGAUGUUAUAUUAUUUUUCUACAACUUUCAAUGUUUCAUCGUGAAAAUUAAUAUUUUGUUAUACAUAUUUUUUUUUGUUUUUCCAACCUUCAGGAGGCUUUUUAUGCGAAUUAUCUUCUAAACAAAAUUGUAUAUCCCAUUUUUGGGUUGUCCAUCCAUUGUUCAACUGAUUUUUUUUACAAUCUUUUUUAUUAUUUACACUUAUUUUAAAGUAUGUAUCUUAAUGUUUAAGCACAAAGUAAUAAAAUACACGAAACGUACAAUAUUA
Molecule: messenger RNA, 2736 nt
Organism: Eupeodes corollae
Lineage: Eukaryota; Metazoa; Arthropoda; Insecta; Diptera; Syrphidae
Gene: Ctl1
Product: choline transporter-like 1
Exons: 8
Coding region: 203-2230 (675 amino acids)
Biological process (GO): transmembrane transport
Cellular component (GO): membrane
Molecular function (GO): transmembrane transporter activity
Source: RefSeq, a predicted model, not a curated record